AUUCAAAUCACUAUGGUGAACAGUGUACUGAAGACUGUUCCACUAGACAUUGUAAUGGAACGUCAACGUGUGACAUCAUCACCGGACGGUGUCUUGGUGGAUGUACAGCAGGAUGGAUGAAUCCAGACUGUAAGACAACAUGUCAGGCUACCUAUGGUUUUCAACUGUAACAAGUCGUGUGAUGCCAGACACUGUCUUGGUAGUAAGGACUGUGACGUGUUUUAUGGAAACUGUACAGGUGGUUGUCAAGCUGGCUGGGAGUUACCUGACUGCACAACUGAUUGUCAAGAUGGUACAUUUGGACCCGGAUGUCCGUCAAAGUGUAGUGAACGACACUGUAAAGGAGACAACUCGUCUUGUGAUGCUCAGAAUGGAACAUGCCAGCAUGGCUGUCAGCCGGGAUGGACGAGUCCAAGUUGUAAUAUUCGAUCCUGCCCACCAGGAACAUAUGGGUUAAACUGUAGCUACACGUGUAACUGUGAUGUAUCCAGGUGCGAUGCUGUCACGGGUUGUUCCGGUGGCGUCAGAUUCUGCUACAAAGGAUGGUAUGGAACAAGAUGCACAAAAGAAAAUGUAGCUUUAUUGAAAACUACCUAUCAAAGUUCAUACGGUGAUGCCAUACUUCCGAAUUCGUCUGUGCUUGCUGUAGAUGGCAACCGUAAGGUUGAUGAUGCAGACUACUGCAUACUAACCGGUGCACAGCCAUACACGUGGUGGGAAGUAGACUUGGGAAGAAACUAUUACAUACACACACUAUCUAUUUUCUUCCUCGCUAAUGACACAGUUCGUAAAGAUGGUGUAAAUGUAUACAGUUCUCUGUUUGCAAACCAAAGUAACGCCGGGCACUUGUGUGAAAACAUAACUCUAAGUAAUCAGUUCGUAACCUUUCUGAAUUGUGACGACACCGCUAGAUACAUCACACUCUACGGAAACACGUCAAUGGACUUUUGUGAAGUUGAAGUAUACGUCUGUGAACCUGGCACGUUCGGUGAUGGCUGCACUCAGUUUUGUCACUGCCUGAAUGGACCGUGCAAUCAUAAUACAACUGUGGAAUGCGCAGGAGGAUGUAAACCAAACUGGACUGGACAGGCGUGUAGUGUUUGUGAUUCAACUCACUAUGGUGAACUAUGUACUGAAGACUGUUCCACUAGACAUUGUAAUGGAGCGUCAACGUGUGACGUCAUCACCGGACGGUGUCUUGGUGGAUGUACAGUAGGAUGGAUGAAUCCAGACUGUAAGACAACAUGUCAGGACACCUACAGUUUUAAUUGUAACAUGUCGUGUGAUGCCAGACACUGUCUUGGUAGUAAGGACUGUGACAUGUUUUAUGGAAACUGUACAGGUGGUUGUCAAACUGGCUGGGAGUUACCUGACUGCACAACUGAAUGUCAAGGUGGUACUUUUGGACCCGGAUGUCAGUCAAAGUGCAGUGAACGACACUGUAAAGGAGACAACUCAUCUUGUGAUGCUCAAAAUGGAACAUGCCUAGAUGGCUGUCAGCCGGGAUGGACGAGUCCAAGUUGUAAUAUUCCAUGUGACAGUCAUACAUAUGGCGCUGACUGUACAUUCAAGUGUACACAAAGACGCUGCAAAGAGAGUACGACCAGUUGUAACCGUGUGACUGGUUCCUGUGAGGGCCCGUGCCAGAAUGGAUGGAUGGGGAUCGACUGUACCGGUUGUGAUGGGAAGUAUGGACCAGACUGCAGUUUGUCAUGUGAUGACAGACACUGCAAAGAUGGCGACGCACCGUGUGACCACGUGAUGGGAUCUUGCAAUGGAUCAUGUCGGGCUGGUUGGCAAGGUGAUACGUGUACGGACAAUCAUUUUGGUGUGAGUUGUAAAUCAGUGUGUGCAGACAGACAUUGCAAGGGGGAUAAACUCUGUCAUCAUGAACUGGGAUACUGCAGUGGUGGGUGUCUGUCAGGGUGGACAGGAUUUACAUGUAUUGAAGCCCAAGCUGUCACUGACAAAACUGAUUCUCUAGGCAUCGCAUUCGGCAUCGUGGCGGGUAUUCUUUUUGUACUGUUGGUCAUAGUGACAAGCGUUUUAGUCUGGAACUUCUCGUGA
Molecule: messenger RNA, 2067 nt
Organism: Gigantopelta aegis
Lineage: Eukaryota; Metazoa; Mollusca; Gastropoda; Neomphalida; Peltospiridae
Product: multiple epidermal growth factor-like domains protein 11
Exons: 15
Coding region: 154-2067 (637 amino acids)
Molecular function (GO): scavenger receptor activity
Source: RefSeq, a predicted model, not a curated record